This is a messenger RNA of Clonostachys rhizophaga, 1560 nucleotides long. Lineage: Eukaryota; Fungi; Ascomycota; Sordariomycetes; Hypocreales; Bionectriaceae. The record is from the annotation of a GenBank genome assembly.
AUGUCCACCAAAAAGGAAGCUGCCAGUACCACGGUCAAUAUGGAGACCAGCAGCGUGCAGCAAGCGGAAGUCGACCUGCCUCAGAAGCAGGGCUUACUUGGCAGAAUUCGCGGUCUCACUGCGACAGCAACCAACUCGGGCUCCCAGGAAAGUGCCGAGUUCUUAACUCAGCACCAGGGCGAGUAUGGCGACUACACGCAGGAAGAGGCGGGCAAAGUGCUGCGCAAGAUUGACUGGCGCAUGAUGCCGCUGCAGUUCAUCACAUCCACUGUCUCUGGCAUUGAUAAAGUCUUGAUCUCCAACGCAGCCUUGUAUGGCAUGACACAAGAUCUGGAGCUGGUGGGCCAGCAGUACAGCUGGGCCGGUUCGAUCUACAACUUCGGCUACCUCGUGUCCAUGUUCCCCAUGACGCUUAUUAUCCAGAAGUUCAAGGUUGGCAAGAUCUUGGCCAUCUCCGUCAUAUUGUGGGGCGUUGUCUCGAUGCUGCAAGGCGCCACGACCAGCGCGUGGUCGCUGCUGUUGCUCCGCUUCCUCUUGGGAUGUUUUGAAACGUCUCUAUUUCCUGCCCUCACCACGCUGAAUUCGAUGUGGUACACCAAGAAGGAACAGCCAACCCGACAGGCCGUCACAUUUUCGGGCUUUCAAUCUCUUAUUACUGGAUUGAUCUCGUAUGGUAUUGGCCGUUCCAACACUGCUAUUGCCUCGUGGAGAGUUUUGUUCCUUGUUAUUGGAGCCAUCACCAUCGUCUGGGGUGUAAUCUUGCUAUUCUGGCUGCCCGAUUCGCCAAACACUGAAGGCUUUGUUCGCGGAAAGGAAAGGUAUAUCGCCCUCAGUCGCGUCAAGGACAAUAUGACUGGCGAGUUGAAAGGGUACCAAGUUAAAGAAGCUUUAACUGACUGGAAAACUUGGGCUCUGUUUAUCUUCUUCCUGUGCAUGAAUGUGCCAACUGGUGGUUUAGUGACCUUUGCGGCCCAAAUCGUUUCUGGCUUUGGCUAUAGUAGACUUGAAACAGUUCUCCUCGGUAUGCCGACGACUCCUUUCCAGGUUCUGGCAGUUUUUUCCGUUGCCAUCCCGCAGAAAUGGAUGACGAACAAGCGAUCAAUCUCUUGCGCCGUGUCACUUCUCGUCCCCAUCACCUGCUCGCUUCUUCUCCGAUACCUACCCCAUGAGAAUCAAAAAGGGAGGUUGGUCGCGUACUACUUCUUCUACUUUUUCUGGGCUCCUUACGCCACUGCUGUUUCCCUGUCCAUGGCCAACGUCUCGGGCCAAAGCAAGAAGACGACUGUGAAUGCAACCAUCUUCAUUGCCUAUUGCGUUGCCCAGAUCAUUGGGCCACAGUGCUUCCGGACCAAUGAGGCACCUAACUAUCCUACCGGCUACAAUUGCAUUCUUGCGUUUGAGAUUGUGGCCGCCGUAGCCAUUUGCGUCUACGGCCUAGGAUGUCGGUGGGAGAACCGCCAGCGAGACAAGAAGCAGGCGGACGAAUAUGACAUGUCGACCGAGGAGAUGCUUGAGGACAAAACUGACAAGGAGAAGCCUGCUUUCAGGUAUGUCUACUAG